Colletotrichum destructivum is the source of this 288-nucleotide messenger RNA. RefSeq lists its product as uncharacterized. Lineage: Eukaryota; Fungi; Ascomycota; Sordariomycetes; Glomerellales; Glomerellaceae. The record is from RefSeq and is a predicted model, not a curated record. The coding region runs from base 1 to 288 and encodes 95 amino acids. The transcript has 3 exons.
AUGGCCGCCGUAGACGAGAAGCAUGUCAAAGCUCUGGCUGAGAGUCCGGGCAGUCAAACCGAUGGCAACCAUACCGAAAUCGAUUGGUCAGCCGAGGAAGAGCAGCGUCUAGUCCGCAAAGUCGAUCUCCUCAUCAUGCUGCUUCUAAUUCUUGCCUUCUUUGCCCUACAACUUGACCGCAGAAAUAUCAACAUUAACUUUGACUCCUUUUGCAAGAUCCCUAGCAACUUGAUUCUUUACAGAAUCGGACCGACACUCUGGAUAGGUGGCCAAAUCGUGGCAUGGUAA